Capronia epimyces CBS 606.96 is the source of this 540-nucleotide messenger RNA. RefSeq names its product actin-like protein 2/3 complex subunit 4. Gene Ontology annotation, molecular function: actin filament binding. The coding region runs from base 1 to 540 and encodes 179 amino acids. The transcript has 5 exons. Gene Ontology annotation, cellular component: actin cytoskeleton; Arp2/3 protein complex. Lineage: Eukaryota; Fungi; Ascomycota; Eurotiomycetes; Chaetothyriales; Herpotrichiellaceae. Gene Ontology annotation, biological process: Arp2/3 complex-mediated actin nucleation; actin filament polymerization. The record is from RefSeq and is a predicted model, not a curated record.
AUGGUAUGCCUGGCCAUCCCCCCUGGUUUCGAAUCACAGUCAUUACGCCCCUACCUUCAAUGCGUCCGCUCGUCUCUUACAGCAGCCCUCUCUCUUUCCAAUUUCGCCUCGCAAGUCGCCGAACGACACAAUGUGCCUGAAAUAGAAGCCGCGAGCUCCCCAGAAGUCCUGCUCAACCCGCUAACGGUAGCCCGCAAUGAAAACGAGAAGGUUCUCAUAGAGCCCAGCAUCAACAGUGUACGAGUCAGCAUACGCAUAAAGCAGGCGGAUGAGAUUGAGCAUAUUCUUGUGCACAAGUUUACUCGGUUCCUCACUCAACGUGCCGAGUCCUUUUUCAUUCUGAGACGAAAGCCGGUCAAGGGUUACGACAUCUCGUUUCUCAUUACGAAUACCCACACAGAAGAAAUGCUAAAGCAUAAACUGGUGGACUUUAUCAUUCAAUUUAUGGAAGAGGUCGACAAAGAAAUCUCCGAGAUGAAGCUAUUUCUGAACGCUAGAGCCCGAUUUGUAGCUGAGAGCUUCUUGAUUCCAUUCGAUUAG